This is a messenger RNA of Dermacentor albipictus, 13624 nucleotides long. RefSeq names its product microtubule-associated protein futsch-like. Lineage: Eukaryota; Metazoa; Arthropoda; Arachnida; Ixodida; Ixodidae. The record is from RefSeq and is a predicted model, not a curated record.
CGGACAGAGCAAGGAGGGUUAAGAGAAGAAUGGACAGAGUGAUGUCUUGAGGCCUUUCAUAUACCUGCCAGGCCCUGGGAGAGGAGGUUAGGACCAUAUAAAAAUUCGAUCAGGGAUGAAGCAUCUGUUCGUAUAUUCCGGAAAUGUAUUUUUGUUUCCAUGCCUAUCGCUUGUUUUUCUGACUUUCUAAAAAGCACUUAACGCUUUGUAAUUGAGAUCAUAUUGAACACAUACUGUUAUGAUACCUCGCGGCGUCCGCCAAAUCUCAGUCUUCUCCUACCGGCACCGAUGGAAACAUGAAAUAUAGAAUGUAUUAUUUAUCUGCAUUUCAUACUUGGUCUCGUUUUUGGUUGCGUUGCGUCUCUUAAAGCCCAGUCCAGAGUGCCAAGUUUCACGCAUGCCUAAAAGCGUAAAGUUUAUCGCGAGUAUCGCGCCAAUACCCUAUCUCUUUGAUUAAGGGGAGUAGCCUCCUAAUUCUUUGUUUACGUACAAAAGCAGCCCAAGGACGCACUUCAAAGAACGAUUUCUCGAUCCGGUGUGCACGGGCGACCGAACGGCGGCUUUUCCUCGCAUGCACGGAAUACCUGCUGCAGGCCCGGCCAAGUCCCCAGCCAGCCGCUCGAUUAUUCCUUCCCUCCGUCGUCGCCGGGUGCCACGUGCUUUUCUAUCUGCGCGCCACUACGCCGGCGCGGCUUCGCGGAGCGACGCCGAACCUCGGACGGCGGCGAGAGAGGCACGCGACGGAGCCCAAGCGACCGAGCGAACUGCGGCGCGCCGACAGGGGCGAUCGGCUUUUAAACCCACGGGGCAGAGCCGUAUUGGCUGGCGCCGGAGCUGACGUCGACAAGACGGCGGGCACCGAGCGCGCGGAGCACGCACAUACGCACGCACCUUGCUUGCAUCGCUUGCCGCCCAGCGCGUUGGCUGUCGCGUCUGCUGUUCCGCGAGCGUGCUUGCGAGCCGCCGCGCGACGCCGCUGCGGCCCCGUUUGUGUGUGAUACAUGCCGUAGCCAUAGCCGUUGGCGCGGGGCUGUACCGUUUUCUUUUCUCCCUCGCUCGUCGCCUGCCGCCGACCUCUCGUGUCGUUAUCUUGCAAGGAGGAGAAGAAAGGGGAGAGGAGGCGAGAGGAGUCACACUCGCGCGGGGCCCAAACCUCCCCUUCCCCCUUUGUGUGCGCCGCCGUUGCUUCUGCAUCGCGUCAUCAUCCCCGUCGUCGCAUCGACGUGGAACGAACGAGUCGGGCCGCCAAGCCGUCCCCGGCCGACUUUCCGCUUGCCACCGAACGAACCUUGGCGACGAGGAUUGUAAUUCCCAUUUAUUUUUUCGGCGACGUACAAGCUUCGACAGCCAAGUCGGAUCCGCUUCCCUGAACCAGUCCAUCUAUGUGCUUGUGUCGCGUCGCAUCGCACUCGACGCCGACCUCGUCGUCGAUUCGAAACUCCGCGACCUCUCGUCGACGCCAAGUCUUCGUCGACUCCGAACCUCCGGCAGUUGCGUGAGCCCGUGAGGAUACUGCGAAACGGUGGUGGGUGGUGCGUGAUUUCUUCGCAAUCGUCUUCGACGCACCGAGCCAGUGAUUGUGGUCGUGCGACGUCUUCGAAGACAGCGCUGUACGAUCCUGAGCGCCCACGGCGACUCAAGUGCGGCGCGUGCGUUUCUGUGUGCCUGAAGCGUGUUUUCUACACCGAGUUCUUUUCCGUUUUUUCUUACGGGGCGUAGUGCCUGUUCCCCGCGCUGACGACUUGACACGUGAUGAUGGAGGAGCCCGUAGCGGACUCCCUGUUGUUGUAACCGUGUGGCGGGAGGACCGGCUGAAGAAGCGGGACAGCACGUCAGUGGCAAGAACCUCAAAAGAAGAAGCGGAAGCACGUUCAGGUUCUCAGUGUCUCAGGCGGUGGCGCGAACGGGUGGUAUCCCGGCGGCCGGUUCCGAUGACUGGAGCGGCGGUCGUGGCGGCGCGCCUGCAUGCCCUGGCGGCGUGAGGCGGCCAUGCAGCAGAUCGGUCAGCUGCCGCCCAUGACCCAGGAGCAAGACGUUCGCACGGCGCAGACGCCCCCCGGUGCGAACGGCCCCAACGGCUCGGCCAGGCAGGAUGGCUCGGCCCCGCCGCCACUGCUGCAGCGAAAGUCGUCGAGUGAUCGACCACCACUCUCCAGUGAGCUGCUGGAGACCCUCCGGCGAGAGUGUCUCGAGCGCAGUGUGUGCACCCGGGUCGCGCGUCUCCCAAGCGUGAUUGAAAAGGCGCCGCAGCCUAUCAAACUGGAGCCUCCUCUCUUCAAGACGGAGGAACCGCCGACGGUCCCUGUUUCUAUUCCCAAGGCGGCUGUCUUGUCCAGAACCGAGAAGACGCACCUCAAGUCUGCUUCCCGGACACUGCAACAGAGUAUUCACCAACAGAACCACCAUCAGCACCACAACCAGCUUGCCAGGACUGCUUCGAGCGGCGUGAAACACGAGAGUGUUCGCGGCCACGAGAGCUCCGAAGCGGAGCUUCGCGGGUCGAGGUCAUCGCCGUCGUCGGUGGAGCGUUCUCAGAAUCGAUCCGACGCGGAGCUUUCUUCGCCGCCUCCAUUACGAAGCGCUGUGCAGUCCCCGCAGCAGCAGCACCAGAAUCACCAGCAGCCACAGCGACGUCGGACUGAAGAGGAACGCCUUCAGAGCGAGGGCGAAAUGGUGUGCAAAAAAGAGGACAGUGAAGUGCGUGCCAACGUCGCCAAGUGCAACUACGUACUCAGUGACAACUACGAAAACUUGUCCGGUGACGAGAGUCCCGCGUCGCGCUCUCUUGAGGCGUCGAACGUCGACGAUAAGGCUAUUGAACUUUUCCUACCUCUCGUAGAUGCCAUGGAAGGGCAGGGGCAGAACGACAGCUCGGCCGCUACUACGGCUGUUUCGUCGGAAGAGUUCGCGGAAAGCGGUGCCGUCGACGACUACGACGACUUGCCCGAGGAAGGCAGCCUAGUCAUUGAUGAUGAAGGCAUCGAUGGUGAACCGAGUGCAGUUAGCGGUGCUACGGUCGCGAACGCUGCAGGUUCUAACAAGGGGUUGUCUGGAACAAGGUUAAAUUGGCCACAUCCGUCACCUACUGCCGUGUCGCCGGAUUCGCCACAGGAAUCAUCGGCUGGUUCUCCCGUGCCGAGAGCUGACCAUACCUCUACGUCCAGGAGCAAGUCCGCCGAAGACGUCGCCGACACUGGCUCCAGGUGGCAACUACUCAAAGACCUCAAGAACAAAAAGUCCAAGUUGGGCCUACUUAGAAAGUCUACACCCGGGGACUCCACGAGAGGUGACGACUCGGGCGUGACACAGCCUCCGCCAUUGAGGCCCGUUCAGGGCGACUCGCCUCCGCCCUCCCGAAGGCCGGGCAGGCGACCCAACGCGCGAGCAGCCACUGCGGCGACGCCCAUUGCGGGGGACGGCAACGAGGAAGACAGGGCUGGUGGUGCCACGAGGUUGGGGCCAGGGCGGCUGUCCGUCGACGACCACGGUGACGGUACGUCGGCAGCGGUGACGACGCCCCCGCUCCGCAACGGUCCACGUAGACGGUCCCGCUGGAAGGCGUCCGCUUCGCAAGAGGACGAAGACACCGGCGGCGCCGAAAGUGGAAGCACUGUGGAUUACCAGCUCAGCUCGGAUGAGGAGACGUCCAAAAGGAGCUCGGGCCAGCCGACGCCUCCGCCUCUUCCGCCGCCCGCACAGGCCCCUCAUAUAGGAGCAGGUGGCAAGAAGCAGCGCAAGAACUCCGAGGACAACCACCGGCGCGGCAGCAGCAGCUCGCUCAGCGGCGACCAGCAGCACGGCGAUGAGUCUCGCUACAAGCGGCUGGCCCAGGAGCUACCGGGCUUCAACUGGCUAGAGCAGAAGAUCAUGGGCCACGGCAGCGGAAACUUCGCCGAUGCGCCGCCGUCCAUAACCAAGCAUGUGACCCGCGAGGCACCCGCGGUGGUCGCUGCUCCUGCAGCCGAGAGGACGGAGCAGAAAGCAGCUACACCUACCCAGGAGCCAAGGCGUGUUUAUCCUCCGGGCACCGAUAUCCUAAGCCGUUCCAUGUCCGAGAUACAAGACGAUUGCUGUGACGACGAUGUAGGCGACGAGGCGCCUGUAACGGAUGCUGCUGCAGUACCUGCACCAGAGGAGGGCACAAAUGGAGGUGAUGGGAAGCCUCAAGAAAUGGCUCAGCAGGAAAUCCCAAGGCAGAUUCUAGUCACUGCGCUUCCUGAUACCUACACGAAUGAUCCUCGCCUUUCGCAAAUGAUAACGUCCACGGCCCUUAUGCGACCGCAAUAUCCCUUGGAGGCUCAUAUGGCUAGCUCGAAUGCUGCGCUUGAGUUACCGAUGGGUGCCCCUGGCGUAUCUUCUGCACCGUUGUUAACGUGCGUUCCUCAGGGCAUGCCAGAAGUUGAAGCCGAGCGUAGGCAUUCUCCUAAAUCCCAAGCCGACGCCACUCCACAGGGGAAGACAGCCCCGGAAGAACAGUCGAGUGAUUCUGAUGUGCUCUAUCUAGGAGUCUCGAGGAAGAGCUUGUCACCAGGAUCUGAACACAGUGGUGGCGAACCUAGAAUGUCCAUGUUGUCCGAAGCCGGCAAAGUAUCCGAAAUGUCGAGGUCCGCAGACGCCAACGCUACGCAAGUAGCAGGUUCUCAACAGCCGCGUGCUGGUGCACCAGAGCCGAUAAACUUGAGCGAUGCAGCCAGACGAGGUGAAGCUUAUAGUACACCAAGGGAGCAGUACUCCUUCUUCCAGCCUCAUGCGUUUGUGGUGGCUGACCAUCAAAGAUGGCUAGAGGAACGUCGCUACCAAGAAAUGAUAAACUCUCGUGGGCCCAUCGGGCAGCAGAGGCACCUGCCUUCGUCACAGUUUUCACCCGAGUUGAGUCAGAGAAGGUUCUCCGUAGGUGCGCAGAUGUUCCCAAGUCGUAUGGAGGCACAGCAGCAGUACAGAGCUGCGGUCCCUGAGCGCUCGCCAACGCUACGCCAAAUUCCGCCUCCCCACCAAGGUGCGUCACCUCAUCAAGCACUAGCGCAGCACCAGUCAACGCCAUCGCAUCAGUCACAGCUGUCGCAUCAGCCCUCGCAUCAAGCCCAGAUGCCGCAACAGGCGGCCCAGUCGCAUCAACAACCGCCGUCACACCAAGGACAUUUCUCGCAUCAGGUGCCGCCAUCACAGCAGCCGCCGCCGCCGACCCACCAGGCACAGCUUUUGCACCAGACACAGUUAUCGCAUCAGAUACCAUAUUCGCGCCCAGCACAGCAAAUGCACACCACGCCUCCAUAUUAUCCAUUGCCUCGAGCGCACCAAGCGCAGCCACGUGGUCAGCCUCUUCAACCGCUUCCUACACUGACUCGUGACACCUCACCUCGCAACGGAAGGCCCGAACUGUACCAACAGCAGCAGCGUUACAAAAACACGGAACAAGCAUACGGAAUCGGUCCUCACGCUCAACAAAUGGGUGCAUAUGUCGGGCCUCAAAUACCUAAGCAAAAUCCCGACCCAGCUGCUAAAGACAUGUCCCCACCGACUGGAAACCCUUUCAUGAAAGAUAGCAAGAAUGAGUCCUCGUACAAAGAAAUUGGUGCUUCCCGACAAGAAAGACCAGCACCUGUGUCACUACCAGCAGCUCCAGCGAACACGAAGCCUCCGUCGAGCUCACCUCACGCACAGCGCCCUGAAUCAGGCAGCCAUUCCUCACAAACGAGCAGUCUGAAAACGGAAAUGGAGAUGCUAAAGGACGAGUUGAAGUACUUAGACGCCUUGGCAGCUCAAAAGGAGGCUGAAUAUGAGAAGGUGGUGCACACAAGAGCUGAAAAGCUCAAGACCCUAAACCAACUCGAAGCAAGGUAUAAGCGUUCGCUCGAGCAGCCGCAGUCGUAUCCCAAGGACGACCUUCGGUAUCCGGGUAGCUCAGUUGAGGCUCGGCAAGGCCAAAGCCCAGCCUCUCAGUCAGAGAAGGGAUCUUCUCUAGUGGAUGAUCCGAAAGCUGUUCCUAAGCAACGGUCGUCAUCGGGUGGUGGAGUUGGCCAGCAGAAGACUUCGCCUCCAUCUCUCUCCUCUCCGCUGGCGAAAACUUCACCUGGGAAUCAGGCAGUUCCUGGACUCAUUCCUUACUCACUGCCGCACCCCCCUCAGCAGACCAGACCACCGCUGUCACUUCCGCCGCACGCCAACAUUCCGUUAAACAUGCCGCUCAUUGGCGCUGGGAUGUUCAAUAUGCGCAACAUGGAGCUCCAGCGAGAUUUCGCUCCUAUGAUGGCAACUCAGCCGCUCAACUCGCCAAUGGUGCCAGGAUACGGCCGGCCGUACUACCCGCUCGACAGGAGCAAGCACCCAAUCCAGCACCCAAUGGAACCGCCGAAGCCUGCGGUGAAGCGAAAGUACUCGCCUGGCAGUGCUGCCAGCCUUCCACAGGCUAAUGGCGAAAUGCGCAGCACCUCUCAGCGUCCCGCCAUGGCACCGACGGGGCAGCGCCAGAGAGAGCCCGAGAAGGUUACGGCGCCCUUGAGCCAAGAGCACGCGCAAUGGGUACAUGCUAUGAGGGCACGCGAGUCUCAGGGCGCGCCACCCGCCUAUGCCGCCAGCGUUCAGAGCGCUUUUCAAUCGUACAGUUCAUUUCCCAACAGGCGCGUCCUUCCAGAAGACCUGCCCCUGAAUCCUACGAUGAGCAACGCCACCUGGAGCAACUACGCGGAAGGCCUCCACGAACAGUAUGCCUUUCAGAUGGCGAAGCAUGGCUUGUACCCGGGCCAUCCCGCGUGGAGCGGAUUAGAGAAGCAGCAGCAACGUAGCAGCGACGUUACAAGUGCUGCCAUGCUUGGAAGGGAGCCUCCGGCAAAACGACCGUCCCGUGAGGAGCCAGUAAUGCAGCAAAUGUCGAAAGAGAGGCACAUGAUGCGGCCCGUAGACAAGCCCGUUGCCCAUGCAGCGUCGUUGGGAAGUCAAGCGCCGUCCCAGGAACAGGCUCUACCAGCGCAGGCAACACAGGUCCCGCAGAAUCCGCAAGGCAAGAGCAACACUUGUGUAAUGUGUGGUCAGCAUGCCCAGUUCAUGUGCUCUGGCUGUCAGAACAUAUGGUACUGUGGGCCUCAGUGUCAGAGGAGCCACUGGGUUAACCAUUCCAACGUCUGCAUGGGGACGAAGCGUUGACGGCGAUGUCGUGGUGCCCGCUGCGGCCUUACGUUCAAGAUGCGCCACGGGCAAGCUGCGCUACGCGUAAAGGUGCAAACCAGCUCUCGUGAUGGGCAAAUGGAACUCAGCCUGUCCGGCUGAUUCUUCGUGCAACCGAAAAAGAAAACGUUGGCUGGGAGAAUCUGUGCGGCGCUUGACAAGACGAUUCGAGAAUCUCCUUCGAGCGGUGCGGGACCAAGGAGUGUAGCGAUCUGUCUGCUGUGCCAUAAGUUCGCGCGCGUGCUGUGGUGUGUGCGCGUGCGGAGCGUUCUUUUUUUGUCAUUUCUUUGCCUUACUAUAUUGCUCCCGCGACUGUCCCCAACAGCUGCUGAUAUUUCGACUGACUGACAAGCUGCCGCCACCAUCACCCCACGCCGCGACGCGUUUACUGCCGUGCUCUAGUCAAAACACUUACGUUCCUGUCCACUGCGUUUAACUGUGGCGCAGAGAAACUUGUUCGCGUCUCCUCGAACUUCUUUAUCGCUGUUGGCGAUGCGUUGACGCUGUGAACAGUUACCGAUGCAGAAGAAUGGCACGAGCAGCGUCAGCACUUCUUUCUUGGAAGUUCGUGAGCUUGGUUGGAAUGAUAUCCGGCGAGCUAACUUAUAUUCAACGGCAUGACCAAAGACAGUGGGCAUUAUUGUUUCGCCAAUUAUCCAGCGAGAGACAUGGCUGGUGCAGCGAGAUUCACAUUUUUUCGUUAUGUUUGUUUGUUUGUUUAUCGGUUUCAUAUGCAUCGUUUUGUUUCUUUCUCAGGCGUGCUUAGCAAUGAACAUUAUUUAUGAGGGCAUACUGUUCUGCACCACAUACAGUCAUAUUCACUAUACUCCCAAUUUUGUUCGUCACGUUCCAUUUUUUAUACGCGAGAAAUUCGCUCCUGCGCGUAUUUAGUGACGGCUAAGGCGUUGGGGCUGAUUUGAAGGUGUAUUUGUUUUUCAUCCUGUCAUUGUUAAUUUUAUUACAUUCCCAGAAUUUCUUUUACUGAACGCAUGUAUUUGCUAUUGACAGUUUUUAUUGCACGAUUGUGAAAAUGAUGCUCUCCGAUGCUAUACUUACAAGCACUAUUUAGGCAGGUAAAAAAAAAGACACAUAUCAAAAUGUGGUCUAUUUACACGGCCGUGUUGUGAUCUUCAUCGCAACCCAAAGUUUUAUUCUUCAUAGAAAGGUCAAAUUGUUGUGUAUUGAUAAAUGAAAGCAUUGAUGCCUAACUCAACGAGUGCCCUCGUGUAGUCGCCAAACGUGCCAUUUAAAGAAAUUUUUAACAAUAACUAUAGUCUUAAAAGGGUGCUACAUGCUGCCACUAUGCUGCAGGUGUUGACAAAGCCUUCGCUCAUGAAACGUGGUUGGGCAGUGCCUUAAGCUCAUAUGUUGAGGUCAGAUAAUAGGGUUAGACUAUUGCAGCAGUAUUGGUCGACAGGACCCUUAAAGUGUGUUUCUGUAGGCAAAAUAUGAAAACCAAAGCAGCGGUACGAAAGAGUAGCAGUCCUUCUACCAAGCCUGGAGUAAGGCAGAAGUUAUUUUUGCAAUAAUGCAUGGUAGUACAGGUGUUCAUUACUCCACGUUCUGGUACUAUGCCUUUUUUCACUCUUUUUUUUCCCAAAUCAAGCCAAGUAUGUUGGGCCAAGGACUAUGAAAAUGUUUGAAACUGUAAUCAGCUGUAGCGGAUAUCGCGUGCAAUGCGUUGCAUAACGAAACCCGAGUGUCAAGUUGGACAAUUGCUUGUGAAAAAUUUAGUUUUAAUGCUUAUGCCUAUUGAAAGCACACACUCGGAAGAUCAGUCAUUCCAGUGUUACGUUGCUUAUCUACAUAAGUUUUGUGUAGGCACCGUAUAUUGUGUGUUAUUGCCGGUCAUUGGGGAAAACUUGGAAGACUCGCAGGAGCUUAGCCUAAGCUCCGAUUACCGCCCUGCACUGACUAGGAAAUUGCUUUCUGUUAUUGCUGAGGGAUGAUAACAUGAAAACAUUUACCGCUUUAGUGAAUGGUUGCCAUGUUGGAGCACGUGAACAAUGCUGCGUGGUGGUGCUCAUGCUGCAAUCCUAAAAGAUAUAGAAUUUUUAGAAGUGAGGCGAAGCUUCUCAUGCGCUUAAGCCAUACGACCGUAAGUGAGAAAGGUCCAUUCGCUCUUUGGCUUUGGUGUACUUGAGAAAUGGUGCCCUGCGAAGUGCGGCUAGUACGUUGUUAUCGUUAUCCACUUGCGGCAGUUUGGUCCACGCUAAAGGCGCACAUUAAAUCCAGCUACAGUGACGCAUUAGAGAUUCAACAUAUGUAAAGCCUCAACUAUCGCCUUAAGAACUGUUUCGAAGUAAAACAGUGACGUACAUGUCAGACAGUGUGACACCGCAGUACAAACAGGCUGGUUCGCGUAACCUAAGCCCAUUUAGCCAAAUUGUGCGUACGCUACAGACAUACAAGCGCAUCUCAGUGUACUCUUUAGGAAACCAAAAAUACGAGCAGCCUUAUUCGUUAUUUACAAGUAAUGCUUAGCUUUGGAAGUAUCGAUUUAAAUGCCAGAACUUUAUUAAAAAGUUGCGAAGUAUGUUCAGAAUUAUUCAGUAGAGUUGUCCGAGGAAGGUAGCUGCUAUCGUUUACUCAGUUUAGUCCAGCCCAAUGAAAGCGUACCAGACCUUAAAUACCAGGGAAAAUAAGAGGAAGGUGGGAGAUGGAAAUUCAAGAGAAUAGACACAACGAGAACGGGGUAAAAGGAGCCUCGCUCCUGGUUUUACCCAGUUCUCAUUUUGUUCACACUUAGAAAAGUAUGAUGUGACGUCCUCUACCGUCGUCGAGCUACCUGUUCAUACACCCUGUUCUGUCUGCACCAGCGCAAAUUUUAUCGGGAACACCCUCCCCCCCCCCUUUCUUUUAUGGCACUAAUGCCGUUGCUCGAUGACAGCUAGUCAUGAGGCCGUUUUUCAGAUAUCGGGCGCUUUCUCGGAGCUAGAAAAAGCCGUGACAAACAUAUAUAUAAGGAACCAAAUCGCUUAUAUAUUGUUUAAUACUGAAACAUUCGCAGUGAAACCUUGAUAUUUAGGUUGAUGAUUAGAUAAAUAUCUCGUUACUGUAUGAGAGUCCUCGAGUAAUAGUUCGAAUUUUUCAAGACGGCAUGAAUCCUCCCCUCCUCUUGGACCAGCAUGAAUUUUUCUUCGAAGCUUACUUUCUUUCUUUUUGAGAAAUCCGUGUGUGUGUUCUUUUAGUAGCUUUGCGCUGCAGUUGCGCCCAUGACAAUUCUCGCUUUCAAGAUGACACCAAACGGCAUUGAUUCAAUUCAGACACCCGCUGCUGCUUAUCUUUAAAUGUUUGAGGCAAGUUUGCUUAACGAGAGAGCGUGAGAGAGAUAAAGACAAAGCAAAGACAGGGAGGUUAACAAGAGGAUAUUUCCGGCUCGCUACCCUGUACCGGGAGCGCGGGAAAUUGGUACGAAAGAUGAGAAGUUAGCAGAAACAUCUUGUGUAGACUACCAGCGGCCGGUGAUCUAAUGUGUCCCUUCUUUAAUUGGUUAUUUUAAUUAAACAUGAUAAAAAUUCCUUCCAUUGCAGUUCACUUUGCAAGAAAGUGUGGUGCAACUGGUUCGUUUUUGUUUAGCACAGAAAAACUUGUCGAUAUCAUUUCUGUCAGCUCGGUCGGCGCUAUUUGUGGUAACACAGUGCAUUGUGGAUGCGGUCCACUAACUCGAAGCAAGCUGCACCAAGUGGCCCAUCAUUGACAUCCGAGGUAGCAGGCGCAGAUGCUUUCCGCGAAGAGAUUUCCCCGAUCACCGUUGUAGGGCGUACAUAAGCAGUUACUCAUUCACCUGGUCUGCUUCUUCUGCUUCGUCAUCGCACUGCUUGCUCGGUUUGCCGUUUCGCCAUUUUCUGCGAAGCCUGCAGCGCCAUGACAUAAGGUGCUGUCGACUCAAAAAGUGGCAUCCGAACAGCGUAGGGUGACAUGGGCUUGCUUUUGCCACUCCAUUUGUUGCGGGCCUUUUUUUAGUAUCAGUCUCCUCCACAGCUAAGACAUUUCCUGGCUUGAGUAAACCUCAUGGGUGUUCUGGAAAUAUAAUUUAAAGAGCUAGCUUUAUUCCAUUGUUUGUUUGAUGGCGUCUCUGUACGGCAAUGAUAAAUUCCUAACGUAGAAGUGUUAUUCGCCGUGGUAGCAGCAAUGGCAUUGCAAUUUAGGGAAGCGACGAAAUACAUCGGCGCCGAGUGCAUUCACUGAAACAUGUUUAUAACAAUCGGGAGCUUUUCCCGAGAACACUUCAGCCUUCACGUUUUCAAGAACGUGUGCUUGUGUAUGGUCAAGCUCAAUGUGAAGUGUGCCAUGUGCUCCUGACUGGAGAACACGCGUUUUCUGCCUACCAUAAUACCGCCGCUGUUAGUUCGUCAACAGCGACGUUUGGCCUCUGCAAGUCAAUGACGUAUUAACGUCGAUGAUAAUGCUCCGCUAUAUUUUUGCUUUCUCUCUAGGUUUACGCGCCACCCGUGCACCUUAGAAGCCUUGUGGGCGCGUACAAUAAAGUUACACUGUAGUGUCAUUAUAAUCGUACGAAGUCAUCAUACCUUUUCGGGACUAAGGUGGCCUCCUAUUCCACGCGCACGCUGAACGUUUGCUCACUGCAUUGCUUUUCACAUUAGGCUGUGUAAAAAUGGCAUUGUGGAGAAGCCUUUCAUUACCCAAAUCUUAAAAUGCGCCUGUUUACACAGCUUACCCUCACUAGUGAAAUAUAUUGCUGGAGUCUUAAGCACUCGUGAAACUCAUAGCUGAAAAUGAUCUCAUUUAUCUUCACUUUGCCAAUCAUAUGGGUACAUGCGUUGUCUCUCGAUGGAAAGGUACAGACAGACAGACAAAGAACUUUAUUAAUGGUCCUGAGGAACCGGCGUUAGGGUACUUCCCUUUUCAGGGAGUCCCCGUAGCCGUCGCGGGCCGCACCCACGUCGGGGUCGAAAGAUCGUGGUCCUCCGCCCUGUCGCAGGCCCUCUGGACAGCCCGUAGUUGCUCUGAGAGGUCGCCGCUCUUAAAGGUACAAAUGUAGGGAUGUUUAAGAAACAUUGUUGUCAGUCAACAAAACCACGCGUUCCAUUGUAACAGUUCUUUACACUAAUCUGAACUGCCGCUGCUCCAACUCUUCAACUAUAUGCCUGUAUGGGCCGUGUACGCACAAAAAAAAAGGAACUGCUAGGCAUAAUGUAUCGGCUUAUACAAAUGACAUUACUGAGUUUUCCAGCGAGCACAUUCAGCAUAAAUGUGGUGGUGCAUUGUGAACUGAAUGUUGUUUUGUGGUUUUUCAAUAUCAUUGUUGCAAUAGUGUGGCAAGGCGGUACCGUAUGAAGCUGCCCAUCCCUUUACCUAACAAUGCGUCUUUACGACGCAUGUGUAAUACAGUGCAAUACAAAAUCCCUAUUAACAAAAGCAAAUGGGAUUUAAUGCUGCUCAACUCUACGAUCUACAUUAAGGUUUGAAGACUCCACCAGACUAGGGAAAUACCAAUGUUCUCAUUAUGUUUAAUAACAGUACAAAUGAAGCAACGUUACUAACUGGGACGCUGGCUGAUUAUUUUAUCUCCAAAAUUUGGUCUUACUAAUGUGGAUGUGUGAAUAAUUCACUCCGGACGCCCUCGCGGUAUAAGACCACUAAGCUUUUCGGAUAUAUUUCCAGUUCUUAGCUUCUCUGAAACAUGACCGACAAUAGCCUGGGUAAGUUUAUGUGGAUCUAGAUUUUAAAGAGCGACUUUUGCCUUCUUGGUGUUUCUUGUCAUUCGUUCGAGUGAUUGAUUCUUUUUCAGUUUUGAGGCGGACGAUGCUGCGCUGUGUAUCGCUACCAUGAUUUUAGAAACAUAUUAACAAAGCGCGGUGACGCGUAGGCUCAUUUCAAUUGGAAGUGCGCGCGAGCAUAGUGGAGAUGCCUGGACAGGCAACGUUGCUCAAUCAGUUCGCCCUCAGCGCAAUACUUAUGGACCACAACAAAAGGCUAUUUUGAAGAAUGCUUCGGCAAUAAUUACCUCGCGGUUUUUCUAUACAUUCAAUACAAUGUCGCACGCGAGAUAUUGCUUAGCUCGCCGUCCAGGACGCUGUGAUCUCGUGUACUGUGUUGGAAAUGGGUGUAAGGAGUAGGAUCGCUUGGUAUUAAGCUAGACUUUAACUCUUCUUGUGACCGCUUCAAGCAGUAGCGUGUUUUGUUUCUUUUUCCCCAGAUGUUUGAUGUAAAGCAAGCAAUGGAAGCUAUAAUUUAAUCAUGCCAUCACUAUUCUUUUAUUUAUUACCACCGGAGAUGUCGCGAUGUUUUUUACAUUGAUGUUUUAUGCUGAAGCCUAUGUGCCUCUGUGUUUAUUUGCUCUUGUAACUUAAUCAUGUACAGUGGUUGUGUGAUUUAUCGUGAAAUUUGUGCUCACUUUCACGAAUUUUUGCAAUAGUGUUCUGUGGUUGACUGUGUAAAAAAAUGUUUCAAUGCGCAUCCGCUGUUCAUUAAAAUGUCUGAUAUUUCCUUCGUUUCA